Trichoderma citrinoviride is the source of this 1719-nucleotide messenger RNA. RefSeq names its product gamma-glutamyltranspeptidase. Lineage: Eukaryota; Fungi; Ascomycota; Sordariomycetes; Hypocreales; Hypocreaceae. The transcript is spliced from 2 exons. The record is from RefSeq and is a predicted model, not a curated record. Gene Ontology annotation, cellular component: plasma membrane. Gene Ontology annotation, molecular function: glutathione gamma-glutamate hydrolase. Bases 1 to 1719 code for a protein of 572 amino acids. Gene Ontology annotation, biological process: glutathione catabolic process.
AUGACCCAGCUCCGACUAAGAUCAGUGGUUAGACCACUUACACUACUUCUGUCCGUGUUGCCUUACAGCAGAGCAUCGCCAACACCGCCAUGCAGUCCACCUCCCGGUGUUGAGAUCCCGAAGCAAGGAGCCGUCGCUUCACAAAGCUCAGUAUGCAGUGAAAUCGGCAUUCAAAUGCUCAAGGAUGGAGGAAACGCCGUUGAUGCGCUCGUGGGCACAGUCAUCUGUGUGGGCGUCAUUGGGAUGUAUCACAGCGGCAUUGGUGGGGGCGGCUUCUUGCUGCUGAGGCAGAGUGAUGGCACGUACGAGUUUGUCGACAUGCGUGAGACGGCGCCGGGUGCUGCGACCCAAGACAUGUAUAACGACAAUGAGGACUUGAGCCUUCACGGUGGUAUGGCAAGCGGCGUUCCCGGAGAGCUACGAGGCCUCGAGUAUGUCCACGACAAGUACGGCGCUCUGCCUUGGGCCCAUGUCAUCACGCCGUCCAUUAAGCUUGCCAGAUACGGCUUCGAAGUGAAUGCAGACUUGAUCAGCGCCAUCAAGGGACUGAGUCCUAAUAACUUCCUCACGGAAGAUCCAGCGUGGGCCAUUGACUUUGCCCCAAAGGGACGCCUCGUCCGGCUGGGCGAGACUAUGACUCGCAAAAGAUAUGCUGAUACGCUCGAGGCUAUUGCCAACCAUGGCGCUGAUGCCUUUUACACCGGUCCCAUUGCUAAUGCCACCAUUCGCGCACUGAAAGCAGCUGGAGGGAUCAUGACGCUGGAGGAUCUCAAGAACUAUACAGUUGCCAUCAGAGAGCCCUUGCACAUCAACUACCGUGGCUACAAGGUCACCAGCACAAGCUCUCCUUCAAGUGGUGCUGUCGCACUCAGCGCUCUCAACACUAUCGGGGGAUAUGAUGGGUUCAACGAAACUUCUCAAGUGAACCGGACGACGCAUCUGUUGGAUGAAGCUAUCCGGUUUGCGUACGGUCAGCGAACUGAACUGGGCGAUCCGUCUUUUGUCGACGGAAUCGACAAGUAUCAGAAGGAGAUGAUAGAGCCUGCAACUGGAGCCGAGAUUCGGUCCAAGAUCUCGUACAACAAAACUGAACCGGUCGCUUACUAUGACCCCAAAGGACUAGAGUCGCUUGAGACUCCGGGAACGUCGCAUAUUGUCGCUGCGGAUGCCAGUGGGAUGGCUGUUUCGAUGACAACGACAGUCAACCUGAUAUUUGGAUCAACGCUGAUUGUCCCCGAAACUGGUGUCAUCAUGAACAAUGAAAUGAACGACUUCAGUAUCCCCGGCCUCAGCAACAGCUUCGGCUACAUCCCCAGCCCAGCAAACUACAUCCGUCCUGGAAAGCGCCCCCUAUCGUCCAUCUCGCCCAUCAUUGCCGAGACGGCAGACGGGAAGCUCUAUCUGGCGCUUGGGUCUGCAGGCGGAAGCAGGAUCAUUACGGCAAACAUUCAGAACACGAUUCACGUGCUGGAUGGCAACAUGACGACUCCCGAAGCGCUUGCUCAGCCACGCUUGCAUGACCAGCUCGUUCCCGACCAGGUGACGUUUGAGUAUGCUUACGACAAUGAGACAGUGGCGUAUAUGAAGUCGCUUGGUCACAACGUUACUUGGGUCGCGCCGGGGCAGAGCACUGCGCAGGCCGUGAGACUGUUGCCGAAUGGGACCUUCGAGGCUGCCGGAGAGCCGAGACAGGUUGAUUCUGGUGGUUUUGCUAUCUAA